AAUCAAAAUGGCGGCGAGCCAAGGCGUGGCCAUGUUAGAAGAAAGAAUUCAAGCGCUUGAAAAGCGUAUUAUUUCUUCAAAUCCCGAGAAAAUAAAAACCUCAUGUGCGGAUGUCUUAGCCCAGGUAAACCAAAAUAUGAAUAAAAUCACAACACGAUACUCCAAGGUUGGAGCUUUAUGGAAGAGAUUAAACGAGUUGCAAGACUAUCUAACACCUGAAUUUAUUGAGAAACUCACACUUACAGAUGAAUCUAAAGCAGAUAUAAUAUUGGCUAGCGAACAGCAACUAAGGACUACAGCAGAACAAUUUCAAACAUUGGAACAGCUAAAAAAUGUUCCCAGUGAGGCAACUUUUAAAGAUUUGCCAGAAUGGUCAUCUAAGCUUCAACCAUUAGUACAAGUUAAUGUACAACAACUGGAAGAGGUAGAACUGUUGGAUGAAGAAGUUUGUGAACUUUUAGUCACAUACAAUAACAUUAUCAACAGUUUAUCAAGACAAUUUCAAGAAUGGGAAAAUAUCAUUUGUGAACUAGAGUAUGCAGCUCAAAGAAAAACAAAAGAAUAGCUAAACAUAUUUGACAAGUAAAAUAUAUUUAGUAGAUAUACAGUGUACAAAAAAGGAAGCCAGAUAAAUGGCUAAU
This is a messenger RNA of Dendronephthya gigantea, 641 nucleotides long. RefSeq names its product dynactin subunit 3-like. The transcript is spliced from 7 exons. Gene Ontology annotation, biological process: cytoskeleton-dependent cytokinesis. NCBI's taxonomy places the organism in Eukaryota, Metazoa, Cnidaria, Anthozoa, Malacalcyonacea, Nephtheidae. Gene Ontology annotation, cellular component: dynactin complex. The coding region runs from base 8 to 565 and encodes 185 amino acids. The record is from RefSeq and is a predicted model, not a curated record.